Molecule: messenger RNA, 1254 nt
Organism: Phragmites australis (common reed)
Lineage: Eukaryota; Viridiplantae; Streptophyta; Magnoliopsida; Poales; Poaceae
Product: 14-3-3-like protein GF14-D
Exons: 5
Coding region: 105-896 (263 amino acids)
Biological process (GO): signal transduction
Cellular component (GO): cytoplasm
Source: RefSeq, a predicted model, not a curated record
CUUCUUGCCUCCCACCACCUCCGCACAAACGCGUCGCGUCCCCCCUGCGCCGUGCGAACCCUGUAGGCGUCCCUGUGCCCGAUCCGCCACCACCAGCAGCGGCCAUGUCGCCAGCGGAGCCGACGCGGGAGGAGAGCGUGUACAUGGCGAAGCUCGCGGAGCAGGCGGAGCGGUACGAGGAGAUGGUGGAGUUCAUGGAGCGCGUGGUGCGCGCGGCCGGCGGCGGGGAGGAGCUCUCCGUGGAGGAGCGCAACCUGCUGUCCGUCGCCUACAAGAACGUCAUCGGGGCGCGCAGGGCCUCGUGGCGGAUCAUCUCGUCGAUCGAGCAGAAGGAGGAGGGGCGCGGCAACGAGGCGCACGCGGCGUCCAUCCGCGCCUACCGCUCCAAGAUCGAGGCCGAGCUCGCCCGCAUCUGCGACGGCAUCCUCGCGCUGCUCGACUCCCACCUCGUGCCCUCCGCGGGCGCCGCCGAAUCCAAGGUCUUCUACCUCAAGAUGAAGGGCGACUACCACAGGUACCUGGCUGAGUUUAAGUCGGGCACAGAGAGGAAGGAAGCUGCUGAGAGCACCAUGAACGCUUACAAAGCUGCUCAGGAUAUUGCUCUUGCAGAUCUGGCUCCGACCCACCCCAUAAGGCUUGGCCUUGCGCUCAACUUCUCGGUAUUCUACUAUGAGAUCCUGAACUCCCCCGACCGUGCUUGCAACCUUGCGAAACAGGCCUUUGAUGAGGCUAUCUCAGAGCUAGACAGCCUGGGAGAAGAAUCCUACAAGGACAGCACUCUGAUCAUGCAGCUCCUUCGUGACAACUUGACUCUAUGGACAUCCGACACCAAUGAGGAUGGCGGUGAUGAAAUUAAGGAAGCCACAGCCCCGAAGGAAUCCGGCGAUAGCCAGUAAUGCCGAUUCAGACUCCCGACCUGAUGCACCGACAGAUGUUUUGUGGGUUAAUGGAGAUUGCCAUGCUUGCAUUUCGAUAGCUGUCUUCCAGUAUAUGUACUGUUGUCGUCGCACUGUUGUCGUCGCACUGGAGUAGACGACAAUGCUGUUGAAUUAAGCACUUCAGAUGUUAUGGUCGUACUCUUUGUUUCAGUCAGUUGAUAAAUGGUGGUUGGAUGCUGGUUUUCGUUUCCCAACCCACCAGGAAAAACUUGCCCGUUCGCAGUGUUGUUAGUGAUGCUAUGUUAACCUAUAUUUGACAGACUCGCUGCCAGUAGUAUUUUGUUGAGAUGAAUCUUCAAAAGUUGCUUGGCUUUCA